GGAGCCGGCCGAUGGCGGCGGCGGCGGCGGUGGGGCCGGUGAGGGGAUGGAGGGCGGUGAGCCGGGCGGCGGCGGCGGGGGGCUCCUGCAGCAGAUCCUCAGCCUCCGCCUGGUGCCCCGCGUGGGCAACGGCACCACCACCUACUCCAGCCCGCUCUCCACCUUCCCAGAGAUGUGGUACGGCGUCUUCCUGUGGGCCCUCGUCUCCUCCCUCUCCUUCCACGUCCCGGCAGCUUUGCUAGCGCUCUUCACGCUCAGGCAUCACAAGUACGGCAGGUUCAUGUCCGUGAGCCUCCUGCUGAUGGGCAUCGUGGGACCCAUUACCGCCGGCAUCCUAACAAGUGCUGCCAUUGCUGGAGUUUACAGAGCUGCGGGGAAAAAAAUGAUUCCCUUUGAAGCCCUCAUUUUUGGAGUGGGCCAGACAUUCUGCGUGGUGGUGGUUUCGUUUCUACGGAUUUUAGCCACUCUCUAGCUCUUCUUCAGAUGCUAGAGAUCACAAAUCAAAGGAAGAGCAAAGGAGCUGCCGCCUGCACCGUCUCUGAAACAAACCACGAGGGAGCACAACUCGAGGCGUGCCUCAGUGUGUGCUUUCUCCACUGGUUAAAGGAUACGUGAGGGCCUGCUCCUGCCUCCAGCGUGGCAGGAAAUUAAGCUAAAAAUUGUGAAUUUUGUUACUUUUUGGUAACAUUAAGUGCCAAGUGAAACUUUAGUUCUCUGGAGGAUAGGAAAAGGGCUUCCAGAGGAGAAGGCCCACAUACCUUUUACCAGUGAUGAAUUCUAGCAACAGGACGUAACUAAGAUGUGACACUGGCUAUUCUGGGGUAGAAACAGUACUAUAGAGUGAUGCGAUGUCUUUGGAGCUCACUUAAUGCUUUGACCUCUUGCUGCUUUGUUUGCAGUGAACCUGAAGCUCUUUUAAUGUGAAUUUUUUAAAUGAGAAAUUUAAUUUGUUUUCUUCCUAGUCCCAACUUCCUAGUACCAUGUCUUGGUCACAGUGAAUUUGGGAGCAGCAAAAGGAAAAAUCAUUUUAGACAGAUGACAGUGAAAAUUUGCAGCCAAGAGCUGUGACUAUGAAUGCUGCAGCAGGGGAAAUAACCGGCAUAAAAAGGAUCGCUAUUUUUGUGAAUUUUAUUACGGUGAAGCUCUUCUGGCACUGUGUACCUUCUGCCCGAGAGGCAAAGCACAGCUGAAUGGGCGCUACGCCCUGCUGCCCAUGCUAGAAAUCCCAGGGCACGUGUGUGAGCGUGUGCUCUUGCUUCUCAGGCUCUGAAGGAGACUCGUAUUUUUAAACUUCUCCUUUUACUUGCUGAUCAUGUUUACAUUGGCAUGGCGGAAUUGGGUGUCUUCACUGAUAUGUAAACAUCGCUGGCCAGCUUAUAUAAAAUUUAGCAUGCUGCUGCUUCGUUGACUGCGCUGGUGAGAACCGCACAGCCGGUGCUGGGUUGUCGUGACUUGGGGCUUGCCGGGUGCAGAGGUGGGUAGCGCGCCGUGUUUUAGGCAUCCAGCCCGCAGUGUGCUGGUGGGUGGGAUGCCUGUGAGGUCCCGGGAGGAGCCUGGGUGAUGCCCGUCUCCAUCAGGGACAAGCCGUGUGAACACAACCCCGAACCAACCCUUACCGGCAGGCAGUAUGGUCUUUCCUAAUGAAUUGUUUUAGUUUGUUUUGUUUUAAGUGACUUUUAACUAACUCAUACCUGCCCUUUUGCCUGGAGGCAUGCCACAUGGCCGGGGCUCUCGGGUAGCUAGCUGGGUGCUUUCUGGGGGCUUGGUCUUUUGGGGCUCUUGGGGAAGCUGAGGUUGAAUCCCAAGGAUGUGGCUGGGCAGUGUAGCCAGCCCUGUGGCUUUGCUGAGGUCCUUGUUUGUUUAUUACCAGCUGACAUUUGUGUGGGCUGCCAAGGGAAGGCACUGCCUGUGUCUAGCCUCCCAGGACACACGUCCCAUCUGUGUUUUUGCUGAACUUGUUUGGUUUCCAAACCAGCUCGCCUUUUGUACCUGCAACAUUUUGUAAGACCAGUUAUCCUCCAUGAACCCCGUGUCCUCUGUGCUGAAACAACCCUCAACAGGGCACUGAGUUGAUCAUGAAAAUUAAUUUCUCUCUAUAUACUAACUACUCCAGAGUAGUCUGUUGACAGCUGAUGGCGAGAGGUGUUUUACAGGAGCUACUUACAGAGAUUACUCUAAAUUUUAGCCCAUGUUAAUUCGGGGAAUAAAGCUGUGCAUUUUAGGAAA
This is a messenger RNA of Harpia harpyja (harpy eagle), 2226 nucleotides long. It is a transcript of the gene TMEM170A, whose product is annotated as transmembrane protein 170A. Gene Ontology annotation, biological process: endoplasmic reticulum tubular network organization. The transcript is spliced from 3 exons. The record is from RefSeq and is a predicted model, not a curated record. NCBI's taxonomy places the organism in Eukaryota, Metazoa, Chordata, Aves, Accipitriformes, Accipitridae. Bases 47 to 472 code for a protein of 141 amino acids. Gene Ontology annotation, cellular component: endoplasmic reticulum membrane.